Orycteropus afer afer is the source of this 1277-nucleotide messenger RNA. RefSeq names its product WD repeat domain 5B (gene WDR5B). The record is from RefSeq and is a predicted model, not a curated record. NCBI's taxonomy places the organism in Eukaryota, Metazoa, Chordata, Mammalia, Tubulidentata, Orycteropodidae. Gene Ontology annotation, molecular function: protein binding.
UAGUCCAAUGUUUUUGUCUUCAUUUUUCUGGGCAGAAAGCCAAAAUACUGGACUGUCUGGCUCAACGUAGGACAUCUACCCUGUCCACUGACUAGGAACUUCAGAGCCAUGGCAACACAGGUGUCAGGAGAUGCCGAAGGGGAGCCGGCCGGCUCAACAGCCAAUCGGAGCAAGCAAGUGCCUGAAACACCAAACUAUGCUCUCAGAUUUACUCUUGUGGGACAUAGGGAAGCCGUCUCAUCGGUUAAGUUUAGUCCUAAUGGAGAAUGGCUAGCAAGUUCUUCUGCUGAUAAACUAAUUAAAAUUUGGAGAGUCUGUGAUGGAAAAUAUGAGAAAACACUAUAUGGUCACAGUCUGGAAAUAUCAGACGUUGCGUGGUCAUCAGAUUCCAGUCGUCUAGUUUCUGCCUCAGAUGAUAAAACUCUAAAGAUAUGGGAUGUGAGCUCUGGAAAAUGUUUGAAAACACUAAAGGGUCACAGCAAUUAUGUCUUUUGCUGUAAUUUCAACCCACCAUCCAACCUCAUUGUUUCAGGAUCUUUUGAUGAGAGUGUGAAAAUAUGGGAGGUGAAAUCAGGAAAGUGCCUCAAGACUUUGUCUGCUCAUUCUGACCCAGUUUCUGCUGUUCAUUUUAAUAGUGGUGGGUACUUGAUAGUGUCAGGUAGCUACGAUGGUCUCUGUAGAAUCUGGGACGCUGCUUCAGGUCAGUGUUUAAAAACACUUGUUGAUGAUAAUAACCCUCCUGUUUCUUUUGUACAAUUUUCUCCAAAUGGUAAAUAUAUUCUCACUGCAACGUUGGACAAUACUAUUAAACUAUGGGAUUAUAGCAGAGGCAGAUGCCUGAAGACAUACACUGGUCAUAAGAAUGAGAAAUACUGCAUAUUUGCCAAUUUUUCAGUUACUGGUGGAAAGUGGAUUGUGUCUGGUUCAGAGGAUAACCUGGUUUACAUUUGGAACCUCCAGACUAAAGAGAUUGUACAGAAAUUGCAAGGUCAUACUGAUGUGGUGAUCUCAGCAACUUGCCAUCCUUCUGCAAACAUCAUUGCAUCAGCAGCAUUAGGAAAUGACAGAACAAUUAAACUAUGGAUGAGUAACUGCUAAACCCUUUUGAUAUCAUGUAGUAGAGGCAAGUUGGUCAAGAACUUGAAUAUUUUUUAAAAAAAGAUGGUUUCUCUGAAUUUUGGCAUGGUUUUGUAUUUCUUUUAAAAAUUGUCUUUCAUUAUAACGUUUUAAGAGACUUACCACCUAAAUUUACAAAGCAAGGCAGUUGCAAAAGUAAG